AUGGUGGCCCCGAUGUACGGCUCCCCCGGCGGCCGCCUGGCCCGGGCGCUGACGCGGGCCCUGGCGCUGGCCCUGGUGCUGGCCCUGCUGGUCGGGCUGUUCCUGAGCGGCCUGACGGGCGCGAUCCCGAUCUCGGGGCGCCAGUGGGGGCCCGACGGGCCGGUCCCACCCGCCUCCCGCAGCCGCUCGGUGCUCCUGGACGCCGAGACCGGCCAGCUCCGACUGGUGGAUGGCCGCCACCCUGACGCGGUGGCCUGGGCCAACCUCACCAACGCCAUCCGCGAGACCGGAUGGGCCUUUCUGGAGCUGCGCACGAACGGCCGCUAUAACGACAGCCUGCAGGCCUACGCGGCGGGCGUGGUGGAGGCCGCCGUGUCUGAGGAGCUCAUCUAUAUGCACUGGGUGAACACGGUGGUGAAUUACUGUGGCCCCUUCGAGUACGAAGUCGGUUACUGCGAGAAGCUCAAGAACUUCCUGGAGACCAACCUGGAGUGGAUGCAGGAGCAGAUGCAGCGGAACAAGGGCUCUGCUUAUUGGCAUCAGGUGCGGCUGACCCUCCUGCAGCUGAAGGGUCUGGAGGACAGCUAUGAAAGCAGUGUGACCUUUCCGACUGGGAGGUUCACCAUCAAACCCUUGGGGUUCCUCCUGUUGCAGCUUGCUGGGGACCUGGGAGACCUAGAGCCAGCCCUGAACAAGACCAAGAGCAAGCACGUCAUGGGCUCUGGUUCGUGCUCCGCCCUCAUCAAGCUGUUGCCUGGCCAGAGUGACCUCCUGAUCGCCCACAACACCUGGAGCUCCUACCAGAACAUGCUGCGCAUCAUCAAGAAGUAUUGGUUCCAGUUCCGGGAAGACCCCCAAGGUGCCACUCGUGCCACGGGGAGCUGCCAGUGGAAGGAGAUGCGAGUGUCAGUUCGGUGGAGAGCUCCCCUGCCCCGAGAGCGGAAACCGCCCUCCGGGGCUUUCCGGGCCACGCCGGUCCGAGUUCUGGCAGUGGCUUUGGGUGCUAAGAGCAGUAGAGCGAGGGACAAGGAAGGGACGGGGUGGGAGGAGCGGAAGAAGGCGUUCCCACCCGGGCGUUGCUAUCACGGAUUGAACCGCAAGGCAGGUGUAGAAAUGGGAUGCCGUCUCUCUGGGGAAAGAUUUGACCGACUGGGUCGGGAGAGCGGGUCCACAGGAGCAGCACCGUGGGCUCUGUCGGGGGCUGUUCUCCGGGACAAAGCUGGAUGCGUGAUCGUGAAGCCCCCUCGGCGCUCAGCCAAGGAACCAGUGACACUGGAGACCACCAUCGGCAACAGGAACCCGGCCCUGUGGAAGUACGUGCAGCCCAAGGACUCUGUGCUGGAGUGGGUCCGCAAUGUCGUGGCCAACCGCUUGGCCCUGGACGGGGACGCCUGGGCGGACAUCUUCCAGAAGUUCAACAGUGGCACGUACAACAACCAGUGGAUGAUCGUGGACUACAAGGCGUUUGUCCCCGGCGGGCCCAGCCCUCGGAGCAGGGUGCUCACCGUCCUGGAGCAGAUCCCGGGCAUGGUGGUGGUGGCCGAUAAGACCUCGGAACUCUACCAGAAGACCUACUGGGCCAGCUACAACAUCCCGUACAACGACUUCCUGCACGACCCACUGUCACUGUGCAAAGCGUGCAGCCCGCAGGCCAACGCAGAGAAUGCCAUCUCGGCCCGCUCCGACCUGAACCCGGCCAACGGCUCCUACCCUUUCCAGGCCCUGCAGCAGCGCUCCCACGGGGGCAUAGAUGUGAAGGUGACCAGCAUGGCCCUGGCCAAGGCCUUUCAGCUUGUGGCGGCCAGUGGCCCCACGUGGGACCAGCUGCCCCCGUUCCAGUGGAGCGCCUCGCCCUUCAGCGGCCUACUGCACAUGGGCCAGCCCGACCUCUGGAAGUUCUCGCCCAUCGAGGUGCGGUGGGACUGA
Molecule: messenger RNA, 1926 nt
Organism: Puma concolor (puma)
Lineage: Eukaryota; Metazoa; Chordata; Mammalia; Carnivora; Felidae
Source: RefSeq, a predicted model, not a curated record